AUGGAGGAGAGUACCUUCCGUAGCAGCGGUGGCCCCUGGGGCUCCUCCGAAGCAAGCAACCAUGUUGGCUACAAACCCGUGCCUUUUCCGGUGCCCACACGUGACCCCUUGGGCUUUUCCUAUCUAGCUCUUUCCGACGGCUAUGCGGACAACUUCGAUGUCACCACGAACGCCUCUACGCGCCAGCCGCCCACUACAACGUCCUCCAGCAGCCACCGUUAUCCCGGUCUCGGA
Dibothriocephalus latus is the source of this 234-nucleotide messenger RNA. The record is from the annotation of a GenBank genome assembly. NCBI's taxonomy places the organism in Eukaryota, Metazoa, Platyhelminthes, Cestoda, Diphyllobothriidea, Diphyllobothriidae.